Messenger RNA from Brenthis ino (lesser marbled fritillary), 600 nucleotides. NCBI's taxonomy places the organism in Eukaryota, Metazoa, Arthropoda, Insecta, Lepidoptera, Nymphalidae. The record is from the annotation of a GenBank genome assembly.
AUGGCUUGUGCGGAGUCCUUGGUGAAGUAUAUACUCUUCUUCACGAACUUAUUUUUUGCACUCGCUGGUUUAACGCUCUUGGGGUUAGGUAUCGCGUUGGAACUCCGAGUUGCCAGGGUAACGGAUCUCUUUGAAGAUUCUCAGCUCUACCAAUUAACCCCUAUCGGCGCGAUUGUGGUAGGAUGUAUUGUCUUCUUGAUCGCAUUCUUUGGAUGCUGUGGAGCCAUCAAAGAGAACAACUGCAUGCUCAUCUCUUAUGCGGUUUUCAUGAUAUUUUUGAUGAUCCUGAAAAUUACACUGGUCACUUUGAUAUUUGUGAAACAAGACGAAGUCCUCAGCAGCAUCCCGGGCUGGCUCGUCGAAGUCUUUGCCGAGGAUCGUACUGGAUUCCAUGAAAUAGAAAAAACUUUUCAAUGCUGUGGACCUAAGGGCUUCCAAUCCUAUAAGCCUCUUAUAGUGUUGCCGUCAUCAUGUUGUUCCGAAAACGUUUGCAUUCAAGAGAACGCAUACGACGGAUGCAACGUAGUGGUCACCCAGUUUUUCGAAACAUUCGGCCUCGCGAUUGGCGUAAUAGCCAUCAUUGUGGUUCUUAUUGAGGUA